CCAAAGACGUCUCGGCACAUGCCGAGGCUUGGGAAAACGGCACUCCAAAUACUCAUCAACAAAGUCCAUCUUCAAGAACGUCGAGAGCGUCGGCAAGGACCCCUUAACGUGUCUCGAACGGUAGACGUAGGUGGAGGAAAUCAUGGACGCUGGGAUGGUGCACCAAAACUCGAUGGUCGAGCGCAGUCUUUCGCACGAAUGUGGCACACCGAGUUUCCACCCCAACGACAACAACAUUCCCAUCGAUCCGGCCCUGGGGGGAAUGCCCAUUGACCCUGAGCCGCAAGAAGAGCUUCCAGAAGUGCAUCUUCCUGAGGAAAUCGAAGAAGACGCCGAACCAAGCUCUCCCGCACACGAGCAGCAGCACUUGUACCAAGACCACUACUCCCAGGUUCCACAUGGAGAUCCGUUUGCGCCUGAGCCAGAAUAUCGCCCUCAACCAAUGUUGGUUGACAAUGCGACACCCUCGCCCUUGCCACCGUCGAAUAUGAAACAAUCCGCCAAGCGCAAGCGACCGCAAUGCAUUUCCUGCAAAAGUGCUUCGAAGGGCAGAGGCGGCGUGGACAAAAUGAUCACCUGCCCGGACUGCGAGCGCACAUCACAUAUCGCUUGCUUGAAUCUUCCCCCUAUUGCUGCGGAAGCGAUUCAAACAUAUGACUGGAUUUGCACGGACUGUAAACGCUGCGAGGAGUGUAACACGAAAGGGGACGAGGAUCAAAUCCUCUUCUGCGACUCUUGUGAUCGAGGGUUUCAUAUGUACUGCCUGAAUCCGCCCAUGGAGACCACACCUGCAGACAACUGGUAUUGUCCACGGUGUCCCCACGCCUCUACAUCGGAACGUGCCAACUCAAUCGCAUCAUCCUCCCGCUUGCCAGCCACUCCGACGACCCCCAAACGAAAGCGCAAGUCUAAAGCUCCGGUCGCAAUGGCAGAGGAGGAGGAUGUCGACGCCGAGGGUGAAGCGGAGUAUGCAGACGGGGAACAAGGCGAUGAGAUGAUCGUUGAUGGGCCUGUGGCCGCUUUUCCUCCUCGGCAAAGGGCCAAAGCCAAGAAGAGGGCGAGCGAACCCGGCUCAGUGACCAAGUCUGUGAAGCGCAUCCGCGUGCGGGCACCAACUCAACCUGAUGAGCCACUGUCAUCGGGACCCACAGUAAGGUUGCGACUACCCAAAGGCAGGCGAGAAGAGGAAGAGGAAGAGAUGGCCGCGGGUCCAUUCGUCGAGAUUUUGUUACCCGAGGAACGAGAUACGUCCAAAACUUCUAUAUUGGCUUCAGAUAAGCAAAGAUUCGAGAGGAGUCGUGCCGUCGCAGAGGUCAAGCUGAAGCCAGCUCCAACUCCAAUACACCCUUCUGACACCGAUGAUCUCUCUUAUCGACCCCUUCGUUCUGCCUUUGCACCUCCGCCCCAAACAACACUCCCCUCUCCGUCAGCAUCUCCAGCUCCAUCGUCAGCCUCCGCGCUGGGCCACCCUCAUGGCGGGAUGAAUCGUAUCAAGACGAUACGGUUCGGUCAGUUCGAUAUCGACACGUGGUAUAACGCACCGUUCCCUGAAGAGUAUUCGAACAUUCCCGAUGGUCGGCUGUGGAUAUGCGAGUUUUGCCUGAAAUAUAUGAAGAGUCGGUUCGUUGCCAACAGACAUCGGACGAAGUGCAAAGCAAGAAGUCCGCCGGGUGACGAAAUAUACCGGGACAACUCGGUUUCGAUCUUUGAAGUUGAUGGGCGAAAGAACAAGAUCUACUGCCAAAACCUGUGUCUGCUGUCCAAAAUGUUUCUGGAUCACAAAUCUCUGUUCUAUGACGUGGAGCCGUUUCUGUUCUACGUGAUCACCGAGGUGGAUGAUUGCGGUGCGCGCUUUGUCGGAUAUUUCAGCAAGGAGAAGCGGUGUCCCAAGGAUUACAACGUCAGUUGUAUCAUGACGCUUCCUGUCAGGCAGCGGUCCGGCUGGGGCAACAUGCUCAUCGACUUCAGCUACUUGUUGUCCAAGAAAGAGAAACGGAUGGGCUCGCCUGAGAAGCCGCUGUCAGGAUUGGGCGCCCUAGGGUACAAGAGCUACUGGACGCUAGCGCUGAUGCGUUAUCUUGUGACGGCCCCGGCCCAUCCUCGGAUCGAAGGUUGGUUGGUUCUGAUUGUGGAGAAACUGCCUCUCACUGGAAAGCAGACAUCUGCUAUUCGACCUCAAUGACCAUAGAGGAUGUAUACACAACAUUGGUUCAGCAGCGAAUGAUCACGGUCAAAGAAGUCGCAGUCAUACAGGUGAAACCCUCACCCGGCCAAUCAAUCAAAUACCCCAAGGGCCGGAAGAACGGAGUUGCACGGAGACAUCUGCAACGAAUGCAGACGGCGGACAAGACCAAGGCAGUUGACAAGGACACGACCGAUUUCGUACCUCCGACAGAUUACGACAUCGACUGGGACCCGGAAACGGUCAAGACGUAUCUGCAGAACUGGCAAGACAAGCAUUACCUCCAGCUGAACCCGCAAAAGCUGCAAUGGUCGCCAUACAUCUCUCCCAAUAUCCCUGGCAACGAGCCUUCUUCCACUGCAGACAUUGGCUCUUUGAUGACGACGGAGAAGAUGUGUGCUCUCGGCCUCUUGGAUAUGAAUGCAUCACGUCCUCCCAUUAUGGGCACACCCAAGUUCGCUUCGCGGCGCAGCGUGUCCCCUGUUGUAGAAGAAGCGCUGCCGGUCCAAUCACCCGCACACGAAACCCCGCGGGCACUGCGAAGCACUCGUUCCAGGGCCUCCAACCCGCACACCCCGAUCACGCCAGCACUGCGGAGUUCUCGGAAAGGCAAACAGCGGCAGAUCCGGACGCCGGACUCGGAGGAUGAUACGCGUCGGCCCAGAUCAAAAGCGGCGCCAGGCCUGCUCCAGCGCACGUCCUUUGCACGCAGCUCGACCAGAAAGUCCAGUCGGGUCGAGUCGUCUCCCGACGACGAAGGAAGCUCUGCGUCGGGUCCUCUGGCGACACCGACCCCGACCGACGACGGCAUGUGUCUGCCCAACGGCUCGAUCUGCGCGAAAUUGGAGGAGGAAGAUCCCGAAAGCGACGAGACGGUCGUUGGUCUACGAGUCGGGGCUAUGCCAGAUCCCAAUCCGAAAUCAAACGGUGUCAAUGGAGCGCUCGCGUUUCUCAACGCCGCCUGGGACGCAGACGAGAAGAUGGUGGUCGACGAGCCCGAUAUUGAUGCAGAAGGAGAGGAGGAGGAUGUCGAGAUGCCCGUCGCUUAGUUUUUGUGGUUAUUGUAUGUAAUGUACAUAUUUUUGUAGGCAGAUAGGUCGCUCGAUGAGACCGGAACUUUCACACGUGACUUGGCUUGAGGAAAUCAGUGACAUGCCAUUGAUGAAUCCUCAAUUUCGACCUGCAACGACUGGGUAGUUCUGGGAGUACAAAGUUGAUAUUACGUUUCCGCACAGACUACAGUUGGAAAGGCGGACUCAGAUUGGGACAGUGUUUUUCGGAUCGCAUGGCUGGACCAGCCAAGAAGCAGUUCGCUGAGGAGGGCCAGGAGAGUCGUCAUCCAGUUUGCCUUCGUCUUGGUCUUCAAUUGGGCGUCCUCGCUUGACCAAACGAGGAGUACUUGGUGGAAUUGUGGACUCCACCGAUCCGGGGAGGUUUUCAAUGCUUUCAGUGAGAAUGGCAAUGAUCUGGUCGUACUCUUUCACCGCUUGCUGCGCCGAAAUGUGGGUAACAGGACAGUUUCGGCUCUAAUAGCAGAGACGACUUCGACAGUCAACACACGCCGUCCGAAAAACUGGGCCAGUGCCUUCAGAACGACAUCUGCUUCCUCCUCGAAACCAGGCCAUCGGAGGAUCGUAGCCCAGAGGUAGGUCUUGAUCACGAAUUUGAU
Mycena citricolor is the source of this 3851-nucleotide messenger RNA. The record is from the annotation of a GenBank genome assembly. NCBI's taxonomy places the organism in Eukaryota, Fungi, Basidiomycota, Agaricomycetes, Agaricales, Mycenaceae.